Geodia barretti is the source of this 984-nucleotide messenger RNA. NCBI's taxonomy places the organism in Eukaryota, Metazoa, Porifera, Demospongiae, Tetractinellida, Geodiidae. The record is from the annotation of a GenBank genome assembly.
AUGGCAGGGGAUGCCUUAACCGAAGCAGAAAUGACUGACACCAUGAACGAAAUCAUGGAAGGUAAGACGACAGAUGCUCAGAUCGCCUGUUUUCUCACAGCAUUACGGCUUAAAGGCGAAACAAUAGAAGAAAUUACGGGUGCGGCACGCGUCAUGCGUGACAAAGCCACACCCGUUCCCACAAAACAUUCAUUGGUUGUUGACACGUGUAGCACAGGUGGUACAGGUUUAAACCAUUUCAACAUCUCAACAACUUCUGCCAUUGUUACCGCCGGAGCAGGCGUGCCGGUCGCAAAGCACGGCAAUCGAGGCGUAACGCGACAGAGCGGCAGCGCGAACGUACUUAUGGCAUUAGGCGUGAACAUUGAAAUUGGUCCCGAACACGUCGGACGAUGUAUUGAUGAGGUCGGCAUCGGUUUUCUAUUUGCACCAGCACUGCACGGUGCGAUGAAAUACGCUAUCGGACCGCGGCGGGAGAUUGGCAUCCGGACAAUUUUCAAUGCCUUAGGUCCGCUGACCAAUCCAGCGGGCGCGCAGGCACAAGUGUUGGGCGUUUAUGCCCCUGAACUUACUGAAACUCAUGCAAAUGUAUUAAACAACUUGGGAUGUAAGCACGCGUUUGUCGUACACGGUGAUGACGGUUUGGACGACAUCACAACCACAACAACCACACGCGUCUCAGAACUCCGAAACGGUACCGUUAAAACCUAUACGCUUGAUCCCACAACACUCGGAAUUCCGAGAGCAGAACCUGAAGCACUUCUGGGUGGCGCGCCGGAGGAGAAUGCUGAAAUUAUAGUCAAUAUGCUGAAGGGUGAGAAGGGAGCCAAACGCGACAUUGUUGUGCUAAACGCUGGUGCAGCGAUUACUGUGAGCGGGAAAGCAGAUAGCCUUGAAGUGGGUAUCGAACUUGCUUCAGAAUCUAUUGACUCAGGCGAAGCGUUGGCGAAACUAAGGGCUCUCAAGUCAAUGUCGAAUAGUUAA